Alligator mississippiensis (American alligator) is the source of this 987-nucleotide messenger RNA. Its product is annotated as olfactory receptor 1052-like. Gene Ontology annotation, biological process: sensory perception of smell; G protein-coupled receptor signaling pathway. The transcript has a single exon. Bases 1 to 987 code for a protein of 328 amino acids. Lineage: Eukaryota; Metazoa; Chordata; Crocodylia; Alligatoridae. Gene Ontology annotation, cellular component: membrane. The record is from RefSeq and is a predicted model, not a curated record. Gene Ontology annotation, molecular function: G protein-coupled receptor activity; olfactory receptor activity; odorant binding.
AUGCAAUCUCAUGCAAUGGCUGGGGGAAAUUACUCCACAGUUACCCACUUUAUCCUUCUGGGAUUAACAGACCAUUCAGACCUGAAGGUCCCCCUUUUCAUGGUGUUCUUUGUGAUCUACACUAUCACCGUUUUGGGGAAUCUCGGGAUGAUCUUGCUGAUCAGGUUCAAUCCCCAACUUUACACGCCCAUGUACUUCUUCCUCAGUAAUUUAUCUUUUAUUGACCUCUGCUAUUCAUCUGUCUUUGCUCCAAGGUUGCUGUUUGACUUAAUUGUAGGGAGCAAAAAGGUUUCUUAUGGUGCCUGUAUUGCUCAGACUUUCCUGUUUGGUACAUUUGUGUCCACAGAAGGAUUCCUGCUGGCUGCCAUGGCAUAUGACCGCUACAUAGCCAUCUGUAACCCGCUGCUCUAUACUGUUGCUAUGCCCAAGAAAGUCUGCGUUCAACUGGUAGCUGGGUCAUAUAUGGGGGGCCUUCUGAACUCAGUGUCGCAGGUAAUUGGUUUGCUAAAAUUGUCAUUCUGUGGGCCUAAUAUCAUCAACCAUUACUUCUGUGACAUCCCUCCCUUGCUGAAACUUGCCUGUUCUGACACCCACACCCAUGAGGUCAUGCUCUUAGCUUUUACUGUGGCUAUAGCUGCCUCCACUUUCAUGACCAUUCUUAUUUCCUACUUGUACAUUGUCUGUGCCAUCCUGCGGAUCCGCUCUGCUGAGGGCAGACGCAAGGCUUUCUCUACCUGCGCCUCCCACUUGACAGCUGUCACUGUCCUCUAUGGCUCUGUUACAUUUAGUUAUGUACAACCCAGUUCAAGCUACUCAAUGGGACAGGAGAAAGUCUGUGCUUUAUUCUACACAUUGGUGGUCCCUAUGUCGAAUCCCUUAAUCUACAGCCUGAGAAACAAGGAUGUGAAGGAUGGCCUGAGAAGGGCCAUAGGUGGGAAAAAUUUCACAGCUAAUUUGAAUGCUUGGAUAAAUAUGAUCAGCUUUUAA